Sabethes cyaneus is the source of this 2044-nucleotide messenger RNA. It is a transcript of the gene Wdfy2, whose product is annotated as WD repeat and FYVE domain-containing protein 2. The record is from RefSeq and is a predicted model, not a curated record. The coding region runs from base 172 to 1398 and encodes 408 amino acids. Gene Ontology annotation, molecular function: protein binding; metal ion binding. Lineage: Eukaryota; Metazoa; Arthropoda; Insecta; Diptera; Culicidae. The transcript is spliced from 6 exons.
CUUCAGGGAAGUCAUUUGAUACUGUCAAAACAUUCGACAAUAUUUGCGUGCUAAAGAAGAUUAGCUAUUGUUUCGUGUUAAAGUUACAACACAUUUAUUACUGUUAUCCAAAAGAGUUAGAUUCUAGUUGUUCGGACGGUCACGAGUGAUUAGUGGAUUCUGUAAUCGAGAAUGGCUGCUGAAAUUAAGCCAGCGCCACGCAGUGCAAAUGAUCGGUUCUGUACCACCAAAAAGCCGGAGCUGCUGAACAAAUUAGAAGGCUGCAAUGAUGACGUGAACGCAGCGCUGCUAAUUCCAGGAGAAGAAGGUGUUAUCAGUGUUUGCGAUGACAAGACCAUUCGAGUGUGGUUGAAGCGUGAUUCCGGCCAAUAUUGGCCAUCGAUUUGUCAGUACAUGCCGUCUGGAUGUACAUCGCUCUGUUACACGCCAGAAACGAGAACUCUGUUCAUUGGCCAGGAAAAUGGUACCAUUUCGCAAUUUAUUUUGUCCGACGAUUGCAACCGGUUGACACCGAUCAGGGAGUAUCUUGCCCACCAGGCCCGUAUUACUAACGUUAUCUUCGCAAAGCACACUGGUUGGAUUUUGUCCGCUGGGCGUGACAAGUUUUUCGCUUUUCACAGCACAGAAACCGGAGAGCGUUUGGGGUGCUUCACCUUUGAAGCCAUGUGCACUGCAAUGCAAUAUGAUUGUCUUUCUAAGUAUGUUUUCGUUGGUGACUAUAGCGGUCAAAUUACGAUGCUUAAACUUAGCAACACGGGAGCUACUGUGGUAACCACGAUGAAGGGUCAUGCUGGUUCCGUGCGUGCUUUGUAUUGGGCCGAAGGACCCCAGUUGUUAUUCAGCGGUUCAUAUGAUCAGGCCGUCAUAGUGUGGGAUGUCGGUGGUAAACGUGGAACAACCUACGAAUUGCAUGGUCACAACAAUAAGGUGUCAGCUCUAACUUACGCCAGCAACACGCAGCAGCUAAUCUCGGCCGGAGAGGAUUCGGUGAUAGUAUUUUGGGAAAUGAAUGCCAUGCGUAAGGUUGCCCCGGAAUGGGUCGAAUCGGACACCUGUCAGUUGUGUACGCGUGCGUUCUUCUGGAACCUGAGAGCGAUGAUCGAUCAGAAGCAGAUUGGUAUGCGGCAGCAUCACUGCCGCUACUGUGGAAAGGCGAUAUGCGAUAAAUGCUCGACCAAUCGUAUCAACAUACCCAUCAUGGGUUUUGAAUUCGACGUUCGUGUGUGCGAAGGAUGCUUCCAGCGACUGAAGAGCGAAGAGAGACCCUCACUCGCGACGUUCCAUGAUGCCAAACACAGCAUCGUGGCAAUGGACCUGGACGAACCGAAGAAAAGACUGCUCACUGUUGGUCAGGAUCGCAUAAUUAAAAUCUGGGAUUUGUCCUCCAUUUGGCCCUAAGGAAUGUUGCUUCUCCGCUUUCCAGCUUACAACCGGUAAGAGUACUGUUUAGGGUAUUUUUUCCGAUUUAUGAUACAAUAAGUUUGGCAUUUGGCCCACUAAAUUUCUAAAGUGGAACAUAAAAAUUCACUGUACUAUUUGCACUCUCAUGUAGACAUCCUUAUUAGGGCGUAAAUGCAUUACUUUUUCCCCAUAAAUAUCUAUGAACGCCUAGUACAAGGAACUCGUUUGACGAAUGAACUUUCUAGUGUAAUAAAAUAAGAAAAGUAACUGACUUUUUAUAAAUAUGUGGAUAGCGAGGAUACGCCGAAAAAGAUUGUAAAACCAACGUUGAUUUGAGCAGUGCUAUAAGUAACGUAUUGUUGUAAACAAAUUAUUACAUGUAGUUAUUAUAAUUGAAUUCGAUUCGUAAAGAAGAUAAAAUUGUCGGGAAAUUUCAGUAAAUAUACCAACGUAUGCGAAGGGAUUCCCGUUAAAUGUAACCUAACUGUAAACUUCAACAAUAAAAUAUAACAAUAGUGGAAAAUAUCAAGGCUUCGUAACUAGCUUUUGAAAAAUCUAUUAUAUUCGUAAUAUUACAUCAGAGCGCAAUGGAGUUUGUUUUAUUUUCAAAUUGUAUUUAAUGUUAUUUUUUGCAAAUAUACUU